CUUUUCUUGUUUCUCGACGGAGAAGAGUGCUUUGCUGUAGCAGAUGUUGUCAUGAAUGGUCCACUUGACUAAAGUUCAGUCACUUUUGAGUCACAAUCUUAUCCGUCGGCACCAUUCCAAACUAAGGUAUUUAGGCACAAUGGCCAAAGUACACAUUAAGCAUGUCUUUGAGAAUGAUGCCAUCUUACGUUCAGAGAAAGACAACCGUUUAUAUCGUGGUCUUGAACUUAACAAUGGCAUGAAGAUUUUGCUGGUUAGUGAUGCAGAAACUGACAAGUCUUCUGCAGCAAUGGAUGUUAACAUAGGACACAUGAAAGAUCCUGCAAAUAUCCCUGGUCUUGCUCAUUUUUGUGAACACAUGCUGUUCUUAGGGACAGAAAAGUAUCCUGAAGAAAAUGCAUACAAUAAGUUUCUGAAUGAACAUGGUGGGACUUCUAAUGCCUUCACAUCAUUAGAGCACACUAACUUUUAUUUUGAUGUCUCACCUGAUGGACUUCCUGGUGCCCUAGACAGAUUUGCACAGUUCUUCUUGAGCCCACUUUUCACAUCAUCUGCCACGGAACGAGAAGUUAAUGCUGUCAAUCAGGAGAAUGACCGUAACCUGCAGAAUGAUGCCUGGCGUCUUUUUCAGCUGGAUAAAUCACUUUGCAGACCUGGACAUGACUUUGGAAAAUUUGGCACAGGGAACAAAGACACAUUGCUGACACAAACACUUGCAGCAGGUGUUGAUGUGCGUAAUGAAUUGCUGAAUUUCCACAAGCAGUAUUAUUCAUCCAACAUCAUGGGCCUCUGCGUUGUGGGAAAAGAAUCACUCGAUGACCUAACAGAAAUGGUUAUACCGUUGUUUUGUGGUGUGGAAAACAAGAAUGUGUCUGUGCCAGAAUGGCUAGACCCACCUUAUGGUGUGGAAGAGUCCAAGAAAAUGGUAACAGCUGUACCAGUGAAAGAUGUCCGUGACCUUGCAGUGUCUUGGGGAAUUCCUGACCUUCAUUCCUAUUAUAAGUCUAAUCCUGGGCACUAUCUUGGACAUCUGAUUGGACAUGAGGGACCAGGCAGUCUCUUAUCAGAGCUAAAAGCACGUGGUUGGGUUAAUACUUUGGUAGGAGGGCAAAAACAUGGUGCUAAAGGUUUUGGUUUCUUCAUCAUUAAUGUGGAUUUGACUGAGGAAGGACAAGAGCAUGUCAGCGACAUUAUUACACUUAUCUACCAGUAUAUCAACAUGCUUCGUCGUGAUGGGCCACAGGAAUGGGUUUUCAAUGAGUGUAAGGACUUGAGUGCCAUGACAUUCCGGUUCAAAGAUAAAGAAAAACCAAGAGUUUAUUCCUGCACACUAGCAGGUGUUCUUCAUGAAUACCCUAUACCUGAAAUGUUGAGUGCUCCUUACCUCUUCAACGAGUUUCGUCCAGACCUUAUAAACAUGGUGCUGGAUCAUCUGACCCCAGACAGGAUGAGGGUGAUGGUGGUGUCCAAGAAAUUCCAGGGACAAACAGACCAGGAAGAGAAGUGGUAUGGGACACAGUUCAGAGUUACAUCUUUGGAUCCCACACUUUUAAAGGACUGGGAAAACUGUGGUUUCCAUGAAAAUCUAAGGUUGCCUGAUCGUAAUGAGUUCAUUCCCACAAACUUUGAGCUUGUUCCACGAGAACCAGAGAUUUCACCACUUCCAGAAAUAAUCCAGGAUACUGCCAUGACACGACUAUGGUAUAAACAAGAUGACAUAUUUCUGAAGCCCAAAGCAUGCAUUGGCUAUGAUUUUACAAGUCCAUAUGCAUACAUCGACCCUUUACAUGCCAACUUGUGCUACUUGUUUGUCAACCUCUUCAGAGAUGCACUCAACGAAUAUUCAUAUGCAGCUGAAAUAGCUGGCCUACAUUACAGUUUGGACUCAUCACCUUAUGGCAUAUAUUUGGAGGUUAAGGGUUACAGUGACAAACUGGACAUCCUGUUGAAGAAGAUCGUGGAAAGACUGACCACAUUUGUCAUUGACCCUCAGCGCUUUGACAUAAUAAAGGAAGCUUAUGAACGAGGGCUGCGUAACUUCAGUGCUGAGCAGCCUCACCAGCAUGCAGUGUACUUCACAUCUGUACUUAUGUCGGAAAUCAUGUGGACAAAGGAGGAGCUGCUCAUGGCUUUGGAAGACAUUACGUGUGAACGAUUACAAGCCUUUAUACCACAGCUUCUUUCAUGCUUCUACAUCGAAGGAUUAGUUCAUGGCAAUGUUACCAAACAGAAAGCACUGGAGAUCACAGGAAUGCUGGAGACAAUUCUAAAAGGAAACUGCAAGACCAAGACACUGGUACCCAGUCAGAACAGGCGAUUCCGUGAGAUUCAGCUUCCAGAUGGCUGUUACUAUCUACAUAAACGCCAGAAUCUAGUGCAUAACAGCUCUUGUAUUGAGACUUAUUACCAGUGUGGACUGCAGACCACAGAAUCCAAUAUGUUGCUGGAACUGUUCUGCCAGAUCAUUGGGGACCACUGUUUUAACAUCCUGCGCACUCAGGAGCAGUUAGGUUACAUUGUCUUCAGUGGAGUGCGGAGGUCAAAGUCAGUGCAGGGUUUACGUGUCAUUGUACAGUCAAAUUAUCCCCCCCAUUAUGUGGAGGGACGAGUGGAGGCUUUUCUUAAAAAAAUGGAGGAAGAGAUUGAAAACCUCACACCAGCUGAGUUCCAGAAACACAUUUCUGCUUUGGCUACCAGGCGAUUGGAACAACCCAAGCGUCUGUCAGUUCAAAAUGCUAAAUUCUGGUCAGAGAUCAUGUCACAGCAAUACAACUUUGACAGGGACAAUGUUGAAGUUGCAUAUCUUCGAACACUAACCAAGAAUGAUCUCUUCAAAUUUUAUAAAGAAAUGAUUGCACAUGAUGCACCAAAGCGUCGUAAGCUGUCAGUGCAUGUCAUAUCACAGACACCAGACCAGGUUUCAUCUGGAGUGACUGUAGAUACAACUAAAAUACCUGAUGGGCUGCUACCAACGCCCACCAUGCCUCAGGCUGUGAUUGUAACAGAUGUUGUGGAAUUCAAACGGAGUCUGCCUUUGUAUCCCCUUGCCAAACCAUUCAUUGAUCUCUCCAAAGCACGCUCCAAAUUGUAAAUUUUCAAGGAUUAUCUUCGGAUUCUUGUUCAAACAUUGACUUAAAAAAAAAAAAUAUCGUUUGGGUGGAUGGGAGGGAGCCAUUUAACUGAACAAGCAGUGAUUCUGGCAAUUCUAGAAAUGUCAUUUUGUUGUAUUAUAAGAUGGUGAAAUUGUGUAAUCUCAUCACAUGUGUAAGUACUAAUUUUAAGUUGUUUCUAAAAGAAUACUUGGUGGUUUAAAAGUAUGACACAAAACCGCUGUGGUGUAUGUCAAGAGCUCAGGGAUGUAGGUUAUUUCCCUUGGGAACUUUUCAUACUUGUCUUGCAGCUGUGAUUACAGUAAAGUGUUAUGAAGCAAAGGUAGUGCCCCUUCCUUCAACCACAUAAAAUGAAACAGUCUAAAAGUUUCAGAGCCUGCAGUUAGCCUAUAUUUGUUGCAUCACAUCCUCUGUAGAACUGUUUUCAACAAUCAUUGGCCCCUACAGGGAUUGACUGUUAUGCAUAACUAUCUGUCCACAGAACUUGAAAUGCAUUUUCUUCUACAACAAAAUGAUAGCAGUUUAAAAAGUUUUAAAUUUCCUGUAUUAAUGAUUUAAAAAAAAGACAUAAUAAUUUGCUUACUGUGAAGAAGUCAAUUAUUAGCUUCAUGAGUGAUUUUGGACUGCCUUCUAGUAUUAGGAGAGAUUUCUUUUAUUGUAAAGUGUUUCACUCAAAUCAGGGUUUCUAUGUAAACCAUACAUCCUUUUAAGUUUAUGUAUGCAGAAGCGGACAGAUCUUGUAACUUCAUUAGCUUGAUAUUGUAGAGCUGAGAGAAGCACAAGCUCUAAAUGCAGGAACAUUUUUUUGAUCAUACAAUAAAAAUGUUUGAUAUGUGUGUAGGUGUGGUGUGUGGUGUGUGUGUGUAAAUUCUGCAGCAAGUUUUAAAAAUGUUAAAAAAUGCACUUUUUUUACUAGUCCAUGGCUUACCCAAAUAUUAGAUGUACCUGGAGAAAAAACUAUGUUGAAAGUUCGUUUGAAAUAUGGGGAAAGGGUGUCUCAUAUUUCCUUGAUGUUGCCUGUGAGGGUCUUCAUCUUUAUGGUCUUUAUCUUCAGUCUUUUCUUUUUGCAGCGGGCUGUCUAAGUAUUUUUGUUCUGAUUCAAAAGAAAUAGAGAAAUAUUAAGAAGUAAUCUAGUAUCCAAGAUAAUGAGUGCUUUGGACUCAAUUAAUUGUCUUGACAAUAUGACAGCCGAGUCACAGUGGUUCUAUUCUAAAGAAUUAGAUGAUGUGAGACCUGAUUAGAAGUUUAUAUUUACCUUUCUAAACAGAUAGAAUUAUUUUGAAAGAGAGUAGUUUAAAUAUUUAGAUAUUUAUUUUGUAUUUAUGUGGAACAUUGGGAAGGCUGCCUAGUUGUUAGGGAAUUCACUGUAGAGGUCACUUGUUUAAGGCCGGCUUGGACAUGUGGCUGGAAAAUUUCCUCUGCCCACUCAGCAGCUGCUCUACUGAAAUGACUUGAUUUAUCAGGAAAGGCAAACAUGAUGGAAAGAGAGGGCUCUGCCUUCCACACACCAUGUACUAUGGGAUUUACCUUUACUUCCGGUGGAACAGCAGAUCCUUUUAUAUCUUUUUAUUAGGGUCUUUCAUUACUUUGUCCAUUUUAAUUGAGUGAAACAGGCAUUAAUCACAGGGCUGCAGAGAAAAGACCAGCAAAAUGCAAUGAUUUUUGUGACCAGUGUUCACUACCUCAGUAACAUUGCCUUGUGAUGUAAUGUCUGUAACUUUGCUUGUCAUAAUAAGUGUCAUUUCGAUGAUAACCAUUUCUGAUUUUUGCCCAUGCAGGUAUUAUUGUAAAUUACUGUUAAACAUACAUUUGUUAGAACUGUAGCUGUACAAGAAAACAUCACUUUUAGUUCUUGUAGGAGUAGUAGAUACAUAAUGAAAAUAUGCAAACUAUUAAUCUUGAUGUUUUUAUUGUUGGGUUAAGCCUACGACUGAAAAGAGAAUUUGCAUCCCACAUAGUCACCAAGAUGUGGCAACUUCUUGUCUGGAAAAGUUCAUCAGUUUUGAGAUGAUAUUGUUUUGACAAAAUCACGUGAUAAUUUUUGGUGCAGAUUCAUUACAGCUUUGAGGGCCUUUCACACUAAUUGCAGUGAUUAGUACAAGAUCACAGUAUAAUAGAUUGGGCAAGUCUGUAUCUAGAGAUAUAAACUGGCCAUGGGGACAGGUCCUAGUUAAUGAGCAGAUAAGAUGGCAGAUACAAAUGGAAUGAGAAUAUUUGUGUUGGUGUCCGUGUAAUGCAGCAUUUAAUGCUUGUUUACAAAUGUACUGAUGCUCACAGAGACUGGAAUAUAUUUACUUUGAAAAGACGGCUUGUCAAGUGCUGAGCACUUUUUUCCCCAUGAGCAAUAACGUCAAUGUAUUUGGUUGUGGCACCGACCAACAGUGUAUAAUAUUUUGUGGUAUGGCAUAUGUAAAACGAUGAGUUUGUUUCUGGCUGCCCGUUUUUCGUUUAAUCGCAUCAAUAAUAACUUCUCCACCUCU
Pomacea canaliculata is the source of this 5590-nucleotide messenger RNA. RefSeq names its product insulin-degrading enzyme-like. The transcript is spliced from 29 exons. Gene Ontology annotation, biological process: peptide catabolic process. Lineage: Eukaryota; Metazoa; Mollusca; Gastropoda; Architaenioglossa; Ampullariidae. The record is from RefSeq and is a predicted model, not a curated record. Gene Ontology annotation, molecular function: metalloendopeptidase activity; metal ion binding. Bases 56 to 3091 code for a protein of 1011 amino acids. Gene Ontology annotation, cellular component: mitochondrion; cytosol.